CGCCAGCGCCAUCAACUCCUUUCAAGUCAUCCAACAAUCCCCAUAAAUCGACAACAUGGGUAAGGUCCACGGAUCCCUCGCACGUGCCGGUAAGGUCAAGUCGCAGACUCCCAAGGUUGAGCCUCAGGAGAAGAAGAAGACCCCCAAGGGCCGCGCAAAGAAGAGAAUCACGUACACCCGCCGCUUCGUGAACGUCACCAUGACCGGUGGCAAGAGAAAGAUGAACCCCAACCCCACCUCGUAAACGAAUUCCGGAUCUGGAGUUUGAGAGAUGGGACAAAGACGGGCACAUGGAUAGCAUACAGUCUGGCGACACCCUCGAUUCAUUACUGGGCGGUCAGACCGUUUCCUAGCCCUGGCAGCCAUGAUGAUGAUUCAAAAUUCUGGCGGACAGUCAUGGCUACUCAGCUGCUGUUCGUAAGCUGGAACAAAUGUCGCCGCAGAGACUGGUGUACAUCUGGCGUCUUUGAUAGCUUUUUUGCAACAACGGUUACUCUUCUGAACAAUCAUUCCAAGUCACCAUGUGAUCCAUUCCAUCAUCAUGAUAAUACUAUGCUUUGACAUCUCGAGAAGUACGACACGGUAGCGCGCAUGGUCGGCUUGAACAUCCUAGGAAAAAAUCAUACCGCGUUCAUCAAUCUCACCGUGAGGAUCAGAUACGAGGCAGCGAUCAGACAUCGCAUUGGUGGUCCAUGAUAAGAGAGUGAAAUGUCCCGUAGCUAUCGAUGGAUCACCAG
This is a messenger RNA of Aureobasidium subglaciale EXF-2481, 737 nucleotides long. RefSeq lists its product as uncharacterized. Gene Ontology annotation, biological process: translation. The transcript is spliced from 4 exons. Lineage: Eukaryota; Fungi; Ascomycota; Dothideomycetes; Dothideales; Saccotheciaceae. Gene Ontology annotation, molecular function: structural constituent of ribosome. The record is from RefSeq and is a predicted model, not a curated record. Gene Ontology annotation, cellular component: ribosome; cytosolic small ribosomal subunit. Bases 56 to 244 code for a protein of 62 amino acids.